AAUAUAUCGAGGAUGAUUGUUUGACAUUGACAGAAGUUCCAACAAUUCUAUGGCAAAAUGGAUGGAGUUUCAUUUGACGAGAAUCGCAUAUUAGAAUGACGGGGUGUUGAUUCUCCCAUUCUGCCUAUGUCUUUGAAGGCAGCAUAUCCUAGGUGGAGAAGUAAGGAAGUAGGAACAUGAAAUGAGACGUUAUUGACUUCCAGAAACUUUUUGCGCUCAUCACUUCAUCCACAAACCCUGCUGCCAACAAGGAUUAAAGCAAAACACGCCAUGGCCAGUAUUCAGAUUCGGAAGUAUCGGGAUGAGGACGCUGAGGCAGUGAAGGAUACCUUCACCCUGGGGAUGAGCGAGCAUGUGCCUUCGUCCUUUGUGCACAUGCUGAAACAGCCGCUAACCCAAAUGGUGCUCAUGUGCAUGUUCUGCGCCCUCAUAACCAGCUCCAAGUCCUUCCUGCUACCUGUUCUGGCCGUCACCCUCGUCCUGGCCGGGGCCCGGCAGUUAGUCGUCUACAUGUUCAACCAAUACAUCGACACCUGCCUCAGUACGGACCUCAACAACAUCAGUGAGACCUACCUGAAGCAGAAGGACACGUGUUUUUGGGUGGCUGAAAUUGAUGGCCAGGUGGUCGGCACGGUGGCUUGCCUUCCUGCACAGAACGCACCGGCAUGCUUGGAGUUGAAACGUAUGUCUGUACGCCGCAGUCACCGCCGCAUGGGUAUCGCUCAGGCUAUGUGUCGGACAGUAGCUGAAUAUACUCGUGAAAGAGGUUUUGCAGCAGUUGUCCUGUACACCUCUGUGGUGCAGACAGACGCUCAGAAGCUGUAUGAGAGCAUGGGCUACGAGAAGAUAAGAGAGUUUGUUAUUCCUGGGCUUCCUGCCAAAGUGAUGAACUUCACUCUGUUAGAGUACAGACUCGAUUUACCGAUAGAUGGUAAAAGUGACUGAGUGGUCUUAAACUGAGACACAGAGACUUUAACAUUUCAGGGCGAGAGAACCGUCCAUUCAUCCAGCUUCUAUACUUAUGUUUUCCCAGCAUUCAUUGCCGCUUAAAGGAUAGUUUGGAUUGUUUGAAGUGGGGUUGUGUGAUGUACAUACAAUAUAGCCCUUACCAAAGGCGCCAAAGCCACCAGACUCCAUUGGAAAAAACAGUAAUUUUACUGUUAAAUUACUGUUUUUGUCAAUGGAGUCUGGUGGCUAAACUGCAGCUAAUGACUUCAGUUACCCGUUGGAAAGGGCUGUCUUACGGCAAGGUAAAGUAAUGAAAAUAUUCUAAAUAUAAAAUAUUAAACUGAUAUUGAUUGUAUUUUAGGUGGUUAACAUACGAUUUUCUGCUGCCACUGCAGUACAGUGCUUAACUUCUGUGCUGGUGUCCAAAGUAUCCCUUUAAGGCGACUAAACACUCAAGAUAAACACACACACACUUUCAGUAAAAGGUUUGCCAUGUUUUCUCUUGUUACAAACACACACAGGACACAUAGAUCAUGUAUCAUUGUUUUAUUAAUAGUUGAGUUAAAUAUUUGCUAUGUCCCCGAUCAUGCAGUUAAAGGAUUUGUGUUGAUUGACUUUCUUUAAGGUUAUUUGAUUAUUUAAUUUUGUAAAUGAUUUCCUUUCUACAUGAUAUAAACUGAUGAACAUGCCUCUACAAUGUUGUAGCAUUCAUUUAAAAAUAAUUGUCGUAUCAUUAGGGAUCUGAUACUGAUCUCAUUAAGAUGAUAUAUUAAUAUUAAACACAGUUUUUAUGUCAAUGUCAUAGAAUUAAGCGUUUCUGUUAUCCGCCACCAACUCAGUUCUUAGUUCCAGAGUUAUCCCUAAUGGCUUCAUAUUACCUUACAUAAAAAAAUACUCCAAAAAGUUUAAAACUGAUUUUAUAUUUGUGCAAAAACAAAAGAAAGCUGUGGUGGCAACGGCAGAUAACCGGAGAUAAAAAAAGUUGGUGCAUUCAGAUCUUAAACUUCUUGGGCACCAGCUUUAAAUUCAUAUUGCUAAUAAUGAAUUCAAUACAUUGUACAUAUUUCCUCCUGAACAGCUUUUCGGGCUUCUUGCAUUCAUUCCUGUGUUAUUGUCAUGUGGUCAGUUUGCCAAAAACCAUGUUCUGAGAUUAUGUUGCAAUAGAAAUGAGGUGCUUGAGAUAAAUAAUAAGCUGCAGGUGUGAUUAUUGGAUUUUAAUACUUUAGCAUACUUCACGUGACAUGAGGCAGCACGACCCAUGCUGCUCUCAAGUCGUUUUGCAGUAGUUCCACUUCAUGCCCUCGUGUUAUUGCUACAGCAAUCUA
Molecule: messenger RNA, 2273 nt
Organism: Cottoperca gobio
Lineage: Eukaryota; Metazoa; Chordata; Actinopteri; Perciformes; Bovichtidae
Product: N-acetyltransferase 8
Exons: 2
Coding region: 271-945 (224 amino acids)
Molecular function (GO): N-acetyltransferase activity
Source: RefSeq, a predicted model, not a curated record